CACUUUCAUUGAAGUCUCGAGAAGUCCCUUCUUCGUUCAACACAAAUCGAAAGAACCAACGUCAAUGAUUUAUGAUGUAUGAAAAAAUUGUAAACUGUAUAUGUAGCUUUCUUCUCUGAAGAAAAGCUUCAUAAUUGAAUAAUUGAUCAACUAAGCGAUUUUGUGAAUUGUGAACGCGAUUAUUGUGUUUUCUUGUAUUUUACCGUAAUUAUGAUGAAUAGUUCUCCUGCGUGUUUUCUACAUUUGCUUUCAUUACAAAUUUCCCAUUUGAUAGUUCGUGAUUUCCUCUCGUUCGUUUAACCAUGAAGCGAAGCAGUAGUCGUAGCAGUUCCCGAAAUCGCCGAAAAAGAAGAGCCAGUUAUGGAAAAUAUGAAAGUCCAUCUCCAGAAAGAACUUAUUCGCGUAGUCGUGUACGAUCUCCUUCAAGGGGAAGAUCUCGAUCUCGGCGAGCCCAUUACGAUGAACAUGAAAGGUAUUCUCCUUCAAGCGAUUCAAAUAAAGCUCAUCAGCCUUUCAAAGUUUUAUGCGUAAGUGCCCUGCAUGGCGACGCCAGUGAUGAAGUCAUUAAGGAUAUAAUAUAUAACGAAUAUAAAAGAUACGGCGAGUUUGUAGUUAAAAUAUCUCGAGGAGUUGAUGAACGAGUCGCGUACAUAUGUUUUAAAAAUGCAGAAGAUGCUCGAGAAGCGAUGCGUAGCAAGCGACGAAUUUUGAUUUACGACAAAGUGGCAAUAGUGGAACCAGUCUUCGAAAAACUUCGACAUCUUGAUGAUCGUUAUCGAACCCGAUCUAAAUCACAUUCUCCCGAUUACGAUCGCUAUUAUAGAAGAUUACCAUCAGCAGGUGAUCCGUCUAGAUAUUAUGAGAGGUUACCGUACGUUCCUAUGCCAGUACCUGCGGAUUAUCGACGAGACAUGAUUCCUUUGCCGGGUCCGGAAUUUUUACCUUUACCUCAUAUGCUACAUCCUCUUCCUCCGCCUGUUUACGGUCCCAGACCAUUUCUACCUUAUCACGGACUACCAUAUCAUGCGAAUACAUUUCACGAACCAAAAAAAUUUCCCAACUAUUUGACCCAUAUACCUCCUGAAGACGAUGUUCUAGCUACCAGAACUCUUUUUGCUGGUAACCUAGAAAUAGGCACUUCCAAAGAAGAUUUGCGUAGAAUAUUCGCACCGUACGGUCAAAUCGAAGAUAUAGACGUUAAACGUCCGGUCGGAGGAAGUGGUACAGCGUAUGCUUUUGUACGGUUUAAAAAUCUUGAUAUGGCACAUAAAGCUAAAGUCGAUCUAUCUGGGAAAAUAUUCGGAAAAUAUCAAUUAAAAAUAGGAUAUGGAAAAGCCACUCCCACAACUAGGAUAUGGGUUGGUGGUUUAGGACCUUGGACUUCUUCUGUACAGUUGGAAAGAGAAUUUGAUCGCUUUGGAGCGAUUAAGAAAAUUGAUUAUGAUAAGGAUGAAAACUGCGCUUAUAUACUAUACGAUUCCAUAGAUGCUGCUACAUCAGCUGUCAAAGAAAUGCGUGGUUUUCCAUUAGGUGGAUCUGAUCACAAAUUGCGCGUAGACUUCGCAGACGUUGGUUCUAGCAGUCCUUGUAAAUCUGACCAUGAGUAUGGUCGGUGUGACGAUGAUGGUUAUCGUUCUAAAAAGUCCCACGCGUACAAUGGUCGAAAUUACGAUUCAGAAGAAGAUUGGGAUAAGAGCGACUCCGAACGUAGGAGCAGCUAUGAAAGAGAUCGUGGCCGCAAAUCAAGAAGUCAAGACCGCAAAUCUGGCGAUAUGUCGUUACGAGAAGCGCAAACACUUUCUGAUGUAAUUUUCAGUUGUAAUAAAACAUGGGAAGGAGCAUUCGUUCUGAAAAACUCCUUAUUCCCAGUGAAGUUUCAUUUGACUGAUGGUGAUUCGAGUAUAAUAGACAAUACUUUGAACGAAGAAAAAAAUUAUAUGCUUAAAAUUACUCAGCGCUUGCAUUUAAAUCCAACUAAACUAAAUGACGUAUCGAAACAGAUCUCUUCAUCCGACUCGUAUGCGAUAUUUUUAGCAUUACCAAAUUCUACAGUAAAGUUAUCUUUUGACGAUAACUCUCUGCAACGAAAAUCUAUUCAAAAUUUAAUUUCGUAUUUGAAGCAGAAAGAAGCUGCCGGUGUUCUUCAAUUCUCCAACAAAGAAAACGAAGCGACUGGCGUAUUAUACGCUUUCCCUCCUUGUCCAUUCGCGUUAGAUCUUUUGAAGAAAACUGCUUACAAUCUGAACGAAGAUAAUAUCAAGAAAGAUCAUCUUAUAAUUGUUGUCAUGAAAGUUUGAGCUAUUUGCGAUGAGAGAAAUACACUCUUGACUACCUGGAUUUGACGUCGUAAAUAUUACAAUUUACGAAAUGAAAUUCCGUAUCAUUUUCUUCAGAGAAGAAGAAACAUUUUUUUAUUUACUUUCUAGAUUGUUUGGUUUGUUUUACUUAUUUUAUACAAAAAAGAAGUUUUGUUGUAAGUAAUCUUGAAUGUACAUAUUAUUGUUUGUUUGUAUUUAUUUAUUAUUUUUUACAAGUCACCGAGUUUGACGCUUACAAUUCUUUCUGUACGCCUAUAUUUGUUGAUCUUUUUGAAUACAUUUUAUUUGACGAACCAUUA
Planococcus citri (citrus mealybug) is the source of this 2617-nucleotide messenger RNA. RefSeq names its product RNA-binding protein spenito-like. Gene Ontology annotation, biological process: regulation of alternative mRNA splicing, via spliceosome. The coding region runs from base 303 to 2297 and encodes 664 amino acids. The record is from RefSeq and is a predicted model, not a curated record. Gene Ontology annotation, molecular function: mRNA binding. Gene Ontology annotation, cellular component: nucleus. Lineage: Eukaryota; Metazoa; Arthropoda; Insecta; Hemiptera; Pseudococcidae. The transcript is spliced from 2 exons.